AUGCAUCAAACAGAAGAACAAACGGAGGAGCAACAACAACCGGAAAAAGAUCUUGGGGAAGGAAGCAGAGCUGAAAUCGAAGAAUGGGAAGGACCACUACAGAAAGCGUUUGAAGCGCUUAAACUUAAUGAACCAAGACAGAAUGGUAGAAAUUCGAAAGAAGUAGAACAGGAACUGGACGCUGACGAUGUUGGCAAAGUCAUGUUCGACAAUGUGCAGAAAGCGGAGAACAUCAUUCGUCCAAUAAUUAAUGCCACACCGUGUGAGGAGUACAGGACGAUGGGAGUGGUCGCAACACCACGAUGGAAUUUCGCAUUGGCCUUGGCAUACGUCGGACAGCGAAUGGCGAUCCCGGUCACUAUUGUAUGUCGUGGUCGUACGAGGCAGAGCAAGAGCAACGACAAUGUAGAUGCUAUCGCUGGUGCUGGAACCAUCGGAUUGGAGGUAAUCGAGCAGGUGCCGGACGUCGAUGCGAUCGUUGUGCCUGUGGGCAGUGGGUCCCUGAUCACAGGCAUGGCCGUAGCGGUCAAACAUCUGCGACCCGACAUAACAAUUAUAGUAAGAUCAUAUCUUUUACAAAUGGUGAUUUAUAGACACUGCUAAAU
Messenger RNA from Soboliphyme baturini, 605 nucleotides. NCBI's taxonomy places the organism in Eukaryota, Metazoa, Nematoda, Enoplea, Dioctophymatida, Soboliphymatidae. The record is from the annotation of a GenBank genome assembly.